UAAUAGGUUAUGGUGUAAACAUCUAAAAACACCCACUUUAACGCUUUGCGUUUUCCCAACAUAUGGUGGUUCCGAAGCCCAUGUUUCCCUUUACUUUACCGAGACUUUUUUAUAAUCAUUAUUUCAUGUCCGGGGGUGUGGAGGGGUGGGAGACGCUCUCAGCAGCUUCCCAACCAUCAAGGAGAAAGCUUAGCGUGACAUAAGAGCUGUUACCCCCUCCUACGCUCCAGCUGCCGAUUGGUUUUACGCAGGUUUCUGGCUAAUAUUUAAUACCGCAAACCGUGGUCGUCUCAUUUAUCAAGACUGGAUCUUAGCGCAGGAGCCAUCCGUAACUCGGUCCACUCCGCACCAGGGCGCACGCAGCUGACGACCUUACCAAAGUAUCUGUUAGAGACAAAACAGGUGCUGCUGAGAAAAUGAGACGAGGUGUGCUUCUGGUGACUUUGUUCCUCAUCAUGAAACUUCGCGCCAGCCAUUCCAGAUGCGAGGAUACCGGAUUGCGCAGACCCUCCUCAGAAGUAGGUUUUCCUGAAGCGCUUAAAACUAUAAGACUGGAAGACGUGAAGCGGAACAUCCUGAGGAGAUACACAGACUUGGAUUAUGACAGCUUUGUGGGGUUGAUGGGCAAAAGAAAUGCUGAGGAAGAUGUGGAAUCGCCUCAAAAAAGGGAAAUGGAUGACUUAUUUGUUGGUCUAAUGGGAAGAAGAAGCUCAGACUCUGAUAAUAGUCCCUGGAGGAGAGAGUAUCCAGAUCGGAGAGGAAUUUUUCUCAACAAGUCCAGGCUGAGGUUACUUCAGGGGCUGUAAACGUUCAGCUAACCAUUUAUCAGUUUGGCUUAACGACAGAAAAUCACAAAGGAUCACAAAAAGCCAACAAGUCUAAUGGAAAGUGGCCGGUUAAUGAAAGUAAACCAUAAACCAAGCAGAUUGUAACUGUUUGUGAAAGACAAAGAAUAAUUACAAUUUCUAAUUUCAGUUUCUUUAUUGUUAUCUUCUGUUUGUUCAAAGUUGAAAAUAAAAAUAAUUUUUAUAUAUUUCG
This is a messenger RNA of Fundulus heteroclitus (mummichog), 1038 nucleotides long. It is a transcript of the gene tac3a, whose product is annotated as tachykinin precursor 3a. Lineage: Eukaryota; Metazoa; Chordata; Actinopteri; Cyprinodontiformes; Fundulidae. The record is from RefSeq and is a predicted model, not a curated record. The transcript is spliced from 7 exons. Gene Ontology annotation, biological process: positive regulation of blood pressure; tachykinin receptor signaling pathway. Bases 417 to 806 code for a protein of 129 amino acids.